Messenger RNA from Peniophora sp. CBMAI 1063, 5427 nucleotides. The record is from the annotation of a GenBank genome assembly. NCBI's taxonomy places the organism in Eukaryota, Fungi, Basidiomycota, Agaricomycetes, Russulales, Peniophoraceae.
AUGUCCGGGCUAUCCUCAUUUCUACCAUUCAAGGGCCUCGGCUCAUCAUCUCCACGCGAGCGUGCGUCCGAUAAUCGCCUGCGUUCGGCGCUAGAAACCAUGCCCGGCACACGCAAGUACCAGUUCACACCCAACGUGCGGGCGGAGAUUUUGGCAGAGUUAUAUGAGGCAUUCUGGGGACCGUUCUCGCAUCUGUUUCUGCCCAACUCCAUGUCCAGCCUUCCAGCGGGCAAGAUGCUCAGCGAGAUCCAGAUCGCUCAGCGCUUCAACGGCGCGGGCGGCGAUGACCUGAUGACUAUGCCGGGGAGGUCCUGCAAUCGGAUCUUCAAGAAGGGAGAGUGCUGUUACCGAUGCAAGGACUGCGCGCUGGACGACUCCUGCGUCGUAUGCUCUCGGUGCUUUCACUCUACAGAUCACACCGGGCACAAUGUCGGGUUCUUCAUCGCCCAACAGGCCGGCGGCGCCUGCGACUGCGGGGAUCCCGAGGCGUGGAAAGCGGACAGCGCAUGUCCCAAUCAUGCUGUUCUGGGCGACUCUACUCCCCCAACGCCCUCACAACCCCGACGGAAUGUCUUGUUUGGACGCGAGAUCCCACCAGUUGAAGGCUACCCGAAUCGCGCUCCCAUCCCUCCCGAGCUCCGUGAGACCAUGUCGAAGACGGUAGCCUACGCACUAGACUUCAUGCUUGAGACCCUCGACUACUCUCCUGACGAUACUUCUGUACCACCAAGCGAAGCCGAUCUUCGAUUACAACCCACGGGGGACCCUAUGCAGAAGGAGCAGUAUUGCGUAGUCGUUUGGAACGACGACAAACACUCGUUCACGGAGACGGAAGAGCUGUUCGUUGAUGUCCUCAAACGGCCCCGGGAGGAUGCUCGCGCUUUGGUCGAGACGGUGGACGAGGUUGGCCGCGAGGUUGUAGAGAUGGGCCCGAACGUUCAACGACUACUCGACGUUGCGAAUCGCAUAGCAAAGAUCGAGUUGGGAGUGACCGUGCGCAGGGCUUACGAUACAUUCCGCGAACAGGCUGUCACAAUCAUCAUCGAGUGGUUGCUCGAUCUGACCCGGAGUCGGCUCGGACAGGACGCUGUCAUCCUUAGGGAGAUCGUGGCCGAAGAGAUAUUUAUGCCGCGACGGCGUUUGAGCCCCUCGACCAUCCUGCCUGAGGUCUCUACGUUGCAGAAAGAGCUUGUAGACGCGGCUCGUGUCGACUGGCUCUUUCUGUAUCACCACAAGCUAUGGCGCCGUCCUCGGGUCUGCAUAAAGGAGACUUACAGUGCCAUUAUCGGUUUAACUCGCCAACAUAAGCUAACGAUGGCUUCGCACUUUGCUUCAGUAUAUCCUCGCAUCAUAGACUCGUACCUACUCGUCGAUCGAGAGGCUGACACCUCCAUCAAGUACUUCGCAUUGCAAUUGUUCACGAACCCCACCGCCGCAUUGCACGUCGUCCAACACUACGACAUGAUCAGCCGCGUCCUAUCCAUGAUUUCUGCUUUCUUCACGAAUCAGAUACACGACAAGCGCAUUCUCUUUCCUCCAAAGCCGUCCGCUGUCAUCGACGUCGAGGCAGACCCUUUCAAAUCGAAGCGCUUCAUGCCCGUAUUCAGCGACUUGCGAUAUCUCUGUCACAGGGAACCGGUCCAGCACCUUAUAGCUCAUGACCACAGAUUCAUCACCCUCUUCGCGCAAACCUGUCAGCUCUUUAUGGGAAUCAGCCCCAACAAGCGUGCCAUUGACACUCAUGUAGAGUUCGAGACGGAUGGCUGGAUUGCUGUAUUCAACGUCACGUUGUCGCUCUCACGCGUCAUCAAGGUUUACGGCGAGGCCUUCUCUCUCGCAACGCCUGCUGAACUUGCACGCGCCAUCUCGACGAUCGAGCAUUACAUCCUCAUUACAUGUACUCUCACGGAGGACCGCUUGGACAAGUCCAAAUACGAGGAGGUCUCGUUCCACCAGGUCGCCUUUGGCGAGAGGGUCCACACUACCGUGAACUUCAAUGUCCUCGAAGGCUGGGUCAGCUUUCACCAUUCGCUGCAGUGGCUUCUGGCGGAGAUGUUCAAGCACAUUGACCUGCUCAGUGAGGAAUCGUUGCAUGCCUUGGGCCUUCAUAGCGUGAAGGACAUCUUAUUAGCCAACGCCAGUGAGCGAGCGAUGCUCACGAUCAUUGAUUUCCCAUUGCGCGUUCUCACAAUGGUCGCGCAGAUCCGUACCGGCCUCUGGGUACGGAACGGUUUUGCGAUACGUGGUCAGCUCCUGCACUAUCGCGACUUCAUGCUCCGCGAGCUUUGCUACGAUCAGGACAUCUACGUCAUUCAAAUGGCUUUGAUCAUCCUCGACCCCGACCUCGUCCUCGUCAGUAUUCUUGACCGCUUCCAGCUCGUCGAGUUCUUUUCUGGGAGUACUGCGCAUCCCGCGUACGAGGGCUCCCAGCUGCCUGGAAUGGUCGAGGAGAUGCUAUACAUCAUCAUCACUAUUCUCAGCGAGUAUGGCAACGCGGUACGACUCCCCAUCGACUUGGCUGUACGGCGGGAAAUCGUACAUGCUCUGGCCAUCGGUCCUUGUACAUUCACGGAUCUCGUUAAGCGAGUCGCUGAGCGUCUCGUAGACGACCCCUGCUUCGAACGCGUACUCAGGCAGGUCGCCCACUUCCGCCCACCCGAAUCCACGGCGGAUACGGGAACGUACGAGCUGAAAGCAGAGAUGUACGACGAGGUCAACCCGUUCUUCUACCAUUACUCGCGCAAUAAACGUGAGGAGGUCGAAGGCGUAUUACGCAGCCACUACAAAAAGCUCGGCGAUUCGGACCAUGUUGUCGUCCCGCGUCGGCUCCAUAUCACUCGCGGCCCGUUCCUGUCGUUACCCUCAGCAUUUGAGUCCGAGGUACUCAUGCAGAUCAUCUUCUAUUCCAUCUACAACAUCUUCGCUCUUACCGAUGAGUCUGGGACCUCGCCACCGUCGGGAGAAGCCAUCCUCGAUCAGGCUAUACAUCUUAUCAUGCUCGCCCUCGUCGAGCGCCCAGAUGUGGCCAGUCGUCUUGCGUCCACGAAGGCAUAUGAGGGCGACAAGAAUGUCAUCGAGUUGCUGUGUGUUCUCGAGCACCACGAAGUCUACAAAGGUUACCGUACGCGCUGUGAUUGGGUCCUAAGAACGCUUGCUGCGUACGUUCCAGACGACGUGGCACGACGUAGGCGGGUGGUUGAGGAGAGUCCAGACGCAGAGGACAGCAAAAAGCAGGCAGCGCGCGCUCGGCAGCAGCAAAUUCUCGCUCAGAUGAAGGCUCAGCAAGCCAGCUUCUCGAUGAACUUUGAGGAGGGCGACGACGAUGACGACAAUAUGGAUGAUACCGAUACGCCAGCAUCCUUCGGGACUUGCAUCGUGUGCCAGGAAGAGCUGAAUGGCAGUAAGCCUUUUGGAGCACUAGGUCUUGUGCAGCCCAGCCGCUUCAUUCGCAGAUAUCCCGAUCAUGGCACCGCAGUCGUGAACGAGGUUCUCCAGGCUCCGUAUUCGUUCGAUAGAAGCGAUCCCUCCUCGGCAUCGCACUCGUUCCCGCCGCGCCCGGAUGAAAUGGAGGACAAGCCGCCGACCUCGUUCGAGGCGCAUCCGGCUGGCCACACCCAGUUCGGCCUACACAGCUCCAUAUGCAGUCACUACAUGCACCUAGACUGUUUCAGCGUCUACCAGCAGUCCAUUCGCGUGCGGCAUCGUACACAACCCACACGUAAUCACCCGGAAAACAUUCAGCGGAAGGAGUUCAUCUGCCCACUAUGCAAAAGCUUGGGGAACGUCAUCCUUCCCUUGGUGCGCCCGCCAGACCUUGAGCUCAACACGCUACCUUUCAGUGACUGGACGCGUGCGGCGGGAAUCAGCAUCCUAAAGUCCAAGGCCGAUCCUCUACUCGAGUCUUUACUAGUGCGUAGUGGGACGGGCGAGCUCGCUUUCUGGGGUGCCGAAGAUCCCGGCUACAUUGGUUUCACCCGUACCGACAGCACGCGAUGGCAUCAGCAAGAUAUGCACAGGAUGGUUGACAGCGUCAUGGGCAUCGCUCGCUCAAUCUCAAAUCAAUCCCGACACUUGCGCGCGAGGCCAGAGCCUGAGGCUGGCGAGCGCGGUGCCGGAAUGUACCUUCCUGAGGACGCCGUUGGCUAUACUAUCGCGUCCCUCGAGAUCUCUUUACGCGGAACGCCAUCGCCUGGCGCGGCCAUCAUCAACAACGUCUCUGAGUCGCAGGCUCGCAUGAUUCGAGGUCUUGUAUCGGUGCUAUCUACACUGUCUGCCAUGGCUUUCAAGAACCGGCCAGAUGAGGGCAAGGAAGCCAUGCGCCAAGCAAUCAUCAAACGCCUUCUACCCGAAUGGAGCCUUUCAUCGAUGAACCCCGUGUCAUACCCUUUGCUCCUGCGCGAUCCCUUCACCAUCCUCGUCGAAACAGCCGCAGUUGCCCCAGAGAUGUUGCGUCACGCGCUGACACUGACCUACUACGCGUGUCUCGCGCGCACAGUCAUCGGGCUUAUCUACGUCCUCAACAAGUCACGCUCGUGGCCUGUGCAAAGUCCGACCCCCCGCACGUACGAGAAUCUCUUUGGAGACCUUCGCAUGUUCUUCACUUCCGUUGUCCGUCAUUCGCCUAUCAUCGAGCACGCCAGCGAGAUCGUCUUCUCCACCUACGGCGAUGCUCGCGUCGAGAAGCUCAUGUACAACUUCACGCUACCGUUCCUUCGCCGCGCCGCCAUUCUUUGUCAUUCCGUCAUGCCAUCCGACUUCCCUGCAGUCCAGGGGGACGUUGGCGGAUGCGAAUACUCUCGGCUUCUGACCCUGCUCGGUAUACCGCCGCUGUCUGAUCUACCCAAUCAAGAGACGCUGCAGACGAUUCUGUCCGGUUGGUGUGGUCAUUACGGACAUUCGCCCUCACCAGGGAAUCAAGUUAGUAACUGCGGUAUAACCCUUGAGCUCCCGACUGUCUACCGCAUUGCUCGCCUUCCCGUUAUACUCGACAGCCUUUUCGCCGAACAAGAGAAGACGUUGACGUGCAAGCGCUGCGGGACCGUGCCGGCGGAGGCGGCAAUCUGUCUCAUCUGCGGCACUGCGGUCUGCUUCCAGAGCCAUUGCUGCACAGAUUAUGAUAGCGGCCUGGGAGAUCGGGGAGAAUGCAAUUUGCACGCUGUCGAGUGUGGGGGCGUCAUUGGAAUGUAUUUCCUCGUGAAGAAGUGCAGCCUGUUGUAUCUCUUCGCGGGCAACGGCACGUUCGGCCAGUCACCCUAUCUUGACGUGCACGGUGAGGUGGAUAUGUCCAUGCGGCGUGGUCGACGGCAGUUCCUGCACCCAGCUAGGUGGGAAGAGGUUAGAAGGACGUGGCUAAGUCAUGGGAUUCCGACACUCAUCGCGCGGAGAUUGGAAAGUACUGUGGAUAGUGGCGGAUGGGAGACCAUGUAA